GAAAUUAUGGAUGAACUAGUAGUUAAAUUUAUUCUCAAUUGUCCUGAAGAAGAACACGAAAACUUUGACCGUCUCUUCUUCCAAAUUGAAGAAGCCUUUUGGUUCUAUUUGGAUUUUUAUAGAGAACAAAAUCCUUCCCUUCCUAAAUUCAACCUCCACCAAUUCGCCGAUAAGGUUUUCCUUGCCUGCCCUUUCCUCCAACCAUACCAAAAAACUGUUGAUGAACACAUUCAAUCCUUUAUCAAUUACAAGACUAGCGUACCUGUAUGCGGUGUUAUUUUAAUUGAUGAAACCUUGGAAAAUAUUCUCCUAGUCAAGGGAUGGAACUCCAAGUCUUGGUCUUUCCCAAGAGGUAAGAUUAACAAGAAUGAAGAAGAAGUCGCUUGUGCUGUCAGAGAAGGUAGAGAAGAAGUUGGUUUUGAUUGCUCUCAAUAUAUUUUGAAAGACCAAUUCCUUGAAGGACAAUUCAACGAACAAUUAGUUAAACUUUUUAUUGCUCCAAACAUUCCUUCAUCUACCAAGUUCCUCACCCAAACCAGAAAGGAAAUUGCUCAAAUUUCCUGGUUUAAUAUUGGUGAAAUUAUCAGGAAGCAAGCAAGAGGCAAUUUUUGGCCUGUUAAACCUUUCCUUGCCGAUCUUCAACAAUGGGUA
Messenger RNA from Naegleria gruberi, 651 nucleotides. RefSeq lists its product as uncharacterized. The annotation marks the transcript as partial. Gene Ontology annotation, cellular component: cytoplasm. NCBI's taxonomy places the organism in Eukaryota, Heterolobosea, Eutetramitea, Acrasida, Naegleriidae. Gene Ontology annotation, molecular function: manganese ion binding; RNA binding; 5'-(N(7)-methylguanosine 5'-triphospho)-[mRNA] hydrolase activity. Gene Ontology annotation, biological process: nuclear-transcribed mRNA catabolic process, nonsense-mediated decay; deadenylation-dependent decapping of nuclear-transcribed mRNA. The record is from RefSeq and is a predicted model, not a curated record. The transcript has a single exon.